Molecule: messenger RNA, 1014 nt
Organism: Miscanthus lutarioriparius
Lineage: Eukaryota; Viridiplantae; Streptophyta; Magnoliopsida; Poales; Poaceae
Source: the annotation of a GenBank genome assembly
AUGGAGGCGCAGGCGCAGGACAACAGGGCGGAGGACGGGGACGGCGCGCGGCAACACCACGUAGCCGGCGGCGUCGCGACGGCGACGGCGGCGGCGGCCGGGAUGGCGAUGGGCGCGAUCCCCAUGCACGGGUUCAUGGUCCCGAAGCCGGAGCCGGUGGAGUUCUUCGGCGGGAUGGCCAUGGUGCGGAGCAAGCCGCCGCCGCGGAACCGCGACCGGCACACCAAGGUGGAAGGCCGGGGGCGGCGGAUCCGCAUGCCCGCGGCGUGCGCGGCCAGGAUCUUCCAGCUCACGCGGGAGCUAGGGCACAAGUCGGACGGCGAGACCAUCCGGUGGCUGCUGCAGCAGUCGGAGCCCGCCAUCAUCGCCGCCACGGGCACCGGCACGGUCCCGGCGAUCGCGACCACGGUCGACGGUGUGCUCCGCAUCCCCACGCAGUCGUCCUCGUCUUCCAGCCCCUCGUCGCUCACCACCGUGGUCGACGGCGACGAGGCGUCCGCCGCCAAGCGCCGCCGGAAGCUGCAGCCCACGCGCGCGGCCGCCGGCGCGUUCCCGCUCGCCACCGCGGCGCCCGCGGCGGCGUACUACCCGGUCAUCGCCGACCCGCUCCUGCAGGGCACCGGCGGAGCGGCCAUCUCGCCCGGCGGCGGCGGCGGCAACCGCAUGAUCCCGCAGGCCACCGCCGUGUGGAUGGUGCCCCAGCCUGGCGCCGCGGCAGGUGGCGGCGUGGCCACCCAGCCCACGCAGUUCUGGGCCAUCCAGUCCGCGCCGCAGUUCAUCAACCUCGGCAGCGCGCAGACCGCCGUGUUCCCCGCGGCGGUGAACGUCGCCGACUUCCAGCAGCAGCAUCAGCCCAUCUCCAGCAUGUCUCACAACAGCAACUCGGAGCAGCUGCACCUGCAGCAGUCCCACGAGCAGCAGCGCGGCGGGCGCUGCGACGUCGACCAUCCGGAGGAGGAGGAGGAGGACGACGACGACGAGGAGCCGGUGUCCGACUCCAGCCCAGAAGAGUAA